Molecule: messenger RNA, 6170 nt
Organism: Periophthalmus magnuspinnatus
Lineage: Eukaryota; Metazoa; Chordata; Actinopteri; Gobiiformes; Gobiidae
Gene: ubr1
Product: ubiquitin protein ligase E3 component n-recognin 1
Exons: 47
Coding region: 30-5237 (1735 amino acids)
Biological process (GO): protein ubiquitination; ubiquitin-dependent protein catabolic process via the N-end rule pathway
Cellular component (GO): cytoplasm; ubiquitin ligase complex
Molecular function (GO): ubiquitin protein ligase activity; zinc ion binding
Source: RefSeq, a predicted model, not a curated record
AAUACUCCCUCCUUUACGGCAAAUGGAACAUGGCGGAGAAAUCUCCAGACGGGUUAGAGCUCAGCAAGGAAUGGCAGGAGGCAGCAGACAGCAGGGCAGAGCUGCUCCGGCACCUCAAGGAGCAGGUGCCCCGGAUCUUCUGCCUAAAGAAGGAGCUUAGUCCCCAGGAUGAAGAGGAGCUGGUGCAGAGCCACCUCCUCCACCCUCUGGAGUGCUUCCUGUUUGGAGAGCAUCCCCAAGAGGGCCUCCAAAAACUCCAACAGGGAAGCUCCUCCUCUCAGCUCUGUGGGCGGGUGUUUAAGGAGGGAGAGACUGUCUACUCCUGCAGGGACUGUGCGAUAGAUCCCACAUGUGUGCUGUGCAUGGACUGCUUCCAGGACAGUGUUCACAAAACCCAUCGUUAUAAGAUGCAUGCUUCAUCUGGUGGGGGCUUCUGUGAUUGUGGUGAUGUAGAAGCCUGGAAGAUUGGCCCGUACUGCUCUAAACAUGACCCCGGGGCCACCACUGCCAUGGUUACUGACGAUUGUGUGUUGGAGCCAGAGCUUUAUGAGCGUGCAGAGAGGCUGUUCCGGGUGUUGCUGCGAUAUGUCACAGAUUUCCUGGUGUGGGAGGAAAACUUUGAACUUCCGUCUGAGCUCCAGCCUCGGACAAAGGAGAAUGCAUAUUACUGUGUGCUAUACAAUGAUGAGCACCACUCGUAUGACCAUGUGAUCUACACCCUGCAGCGCUCCGUCAACUGUGAUCACAAUGAGGCACAUACAUACACUGCACUUAUUGACAAAGAGGGUCGACGGGCUGUUAAAAGGGGCACUCUACACUCAUGCGAGCAAGCAAAAGACCUGAUUAGGUCCAACUCGGAGCACAUCUCCCUGCAGCCUCUCCGUGUGGAGAUCCUUCACGCAGCCAUCAUGGCUCAUCAGACCUUUGCUCUGCGGCUUGGCUCAUGGUUCCAGAAGAUCAUUGGUUACUCAGCGGGCUUCAGGCAGGCUUUUUGCCAGGUGGCCCUGGAGCCCAGUGCAGACAGCGACACACCCUGCCUCAUCAGCCGCCUCAUGUUACAUGAUGCCAGGAUGUACAAAGGAGCCCGCAAGAUCGUGCAUGAGCUCAUUUUCUGUAGUAUGCUGAUGGAAACUGAGUUCAAAAGGCUGUUUGCUAUUGAGUUUACAAAGCACUACAAACAGCUGCAGAAGGACUUUAUCAAUGAUGACCAUGAAAGGAGUAUAUCAAUCACUGCUCUGUCUGUUCAGAUUUUCACUGUCCCAACUCUGGCAAGACAUCUGAUUGAGGAAGGUAACGUCGUUAAAGUAAUAGUUGAGACUGUCAUGGCGCUGCUUCGUGAACAUUUGGAUGACAACAAUCGCUUCUUCUUCCUUGGCUACAACUCAGACAAGUUUUCACGCAUCCAGGUCAUCUUCCAUGAUCUCAGGUACAUUUUGAUCAGCAAGCCUUCCAUGUGGACUGAGGAGCUACGGAAACAGUUCUUAGAGGGCUUUAUGGCCUUCCUGGGUCUUCUCAGAUGCAUGCAGGGAAUGGAGGAGGUGAAGCGUCAGUUCGGGCAGCACAUUGCCGUGGAGCCUGAAUGGGAGGCUGGCUUCUCUCUCCAAAUUCAGCUGCGCCACAUUCUGGCCAUGUUUCAGGACUGGUGCUCUUCUGACGAUGAGAUUUUGCUGCUCACCUUUAAAGAGUGCCACAAAGCCCUGAUGCAGUGCACUAAUCAGCCUUUCCGUCGGGAGGCCUCGGAUUACUACAUGUGCAAACACAUUCUCCACGUGCGCCCAUACAAAGUGUCUCAGGAGCCAGUCAGCAUUCACCUCCCCAUCUCCAGGCUAUUAGCUGGUCUUUAUGUUCUUCUGUGUAGGACUGGUACAAUAGAGCGAUUGCAAAACCCUGAGGUCUAUGACUUUGCCCAGCUGGUGGAGCUGCCCCUGCGCUGUGUGGUGUUAGCUGCCCAGGUUUCUGCUGAAAUGUGGAGGAGAAAUGGAUUGUCCUUGGUCAGCCAGGUUUACUACUAUCAAGAUGUGAAGUGCAGAGACGAGAUGUAUGACAAGGACAUCCUCAUGUUGCAAAUUGCUGCUUCCAAAAUGGAGCCCAACCAUUUCCUCAUGCUCAUCCUGUUGAGAUUUGAACUGUUUGAUUUCUUUAAUGGGAGUCACUCAGGCAAAGAUCAGGAUGAAUUGCUUCACCUCAAUCGUUUGACAGAAGAAAUGCUCUACCUCCUGAUUGUCAUAGUUGGUGAACGCUAUGUUCCUGGGAUUAGCCAAGUCACUAAAGAAGAUGUGACCAUGAGGGAGGUCAUCCACCUGCUAUGCAUUGAGCCCAUGGCCCACAGCAGCCUGGUCAAAGGCCUUCCAGAAAAUGAGAGCCACGAAACUGGGCUGGAGAGUGUCAUUACCAAAGUUGCUACAUUCAAAAAACCAGGGGUAUCAGGUCAUGGCUUAUAUGAAGUCAAAAAGGAGCGUCUGGAAGAGUUCAACCCAUUCUUCUACCAUUAUUCCCGAUCACAGCACAGCAAGGCUGAAGAGUCUCAGAAGAAAAGGAGAGGUCAAGAGGGUAAUGAUAAAGCUCUGCGCCCCCCAGUACCACCCGCCUUCUGCCCAGACUUUGCCAGUGUAGUGCGCCUGCUGUGCUGUGACAUCAUCAUUCACAUCCUGAGACGAGUUCUGCAAAGGGCUGCGGAGGAGAAGACCACCCAAUGGACGGAGGCCAUGAUCCAGAGGGCAUUGCACCUCAUAGGCCAGGCUUUGUUGGAAGAGAAAAUUCAGCUUGAAGAUAGAACAGUAGAUGAAGUAACAUUUGAUUUCAGUCUGAAGGCUCGCAUUAUAGGUUCAGAACACGGCAAAUCAGUGUUUCUAUUGCUGUCAAAGAUUAAAGCUGUGCCCUCUCUUGAAGCGCAAAAGGACAUGAUCAAAUGGUUGUUACAGAUGUUUGAAAUCGUAAAGUGUCUUCGAGAAAAGUCCAGUCCAGCAGCUUCCAUGAGUGUGGAGACUGCAAAGCCUGAGGAGAACAUUCAAGAUAAAGAGAAAGCUGAAAGGAAGAGGAAGGCUGAGGCGGCUAAACUCCACAGACAAAAGAUAAUGGCCCAAAUGUCAGCAAUGCAGAAAAACUUCAUAGAAUCAAAUAAAAUGCUCUACGACAAUAUGCCUGAGAGUGGCCUACAGGGGGAACCUGUUACUGCUAAUGAAAGCUCUGCAAACAAUCAGAUGGAGCUUUGUGUAGCCAUUGGGCCCCUUCGAGGGCCCACCCCAGCAGAGAGGGAGGUGUUGACGUGUAUCCUGUGUCAGGAGGAGCAGGAGGUGACCACCCAUGCUCCAGCCAUGGUCCUGACUGCCUGUGUGCAGAGGUCCACUGUGCUCACACAGUGUAGAGGCAAGAUCCCCACAGCCCAAAUCACAGAUGAUGGUUUGUCCUAUCCACUCUUCAUGCCUCCUGAACUGGCUGUGGGAACUCACACCGGCAGCUGUGGACAUGUCAUGCACGCCACAUGCUGGCAGAAAUAUUUUGAGGCGGUGCAGAACACGACAAGGAACAGGCUACACGCAGAGCUGAUAUUUGACCUGGAGAAUGGAGAGUACCUAUGUCCUCUCUGCAAGUCUCUGUGUAAUACAGUCGUCCCUCUCAUCCCACUGGCACAGCUCACAUUCAACUAUGAAAAUGCAGAGCUAAUUGGACAACAUCUAACAAUGCCACGUUGGAUCCAAGUCAUGGGAGCCAGGAUUAAUGGACUUAAGUCUGUCACUCAGGAUAAUGAUAAUAAAAGCUCUGAUGAGGACAAAGGCUUCAGUGGGGAGGUCCAACCUGAUUUCCGAUCUAUUCUGAGCUAUGGAGUCCAGGAGCCGAGGAGGUUUUCAGACAGCAUCAGUGAUAUGAUCGCAGUAUGUGCCACCACGGUCUACAGAGUUGGACUGCAGACCCCACCCAACGAGCUGUGUCCACGUGUGCCACUGAUGACCUGGAACACCUGUGCCUUUACUAUCCAAGCCAUAGAGAAUAUUUUGCAAGAAGAGGACAAGCCACUGUUUGGGUCAUUACAAAAUCGACAGUUGGCAGGUCUAAAGGCCAUUGUGCAGUUCGCUGCUGCUCAGAGGAUAAAGAGCUCUCAGGCUGUGAUCCAGAGGCACUUUGCGGACCUGUUGGGAGUGUUGCUUCCAGCGAUGAGCAGAAAAAACACACCUUCAAUUGUGGAGGUGGACUUCUUUCAUCUUUUAGUGGGCCUGGUGCUGUCUGUGCCCUCCCUGUAUCAGGAGGAGACAGUAGACUUGCAGCCCUCUGCUGUCAGCGCAGCCUAUAACCACCUGUAUAUUCUCCACCUGGUGACUAUGGCCCACAUGCUCCAGGUGCUCUUCACUUCCACAGAUUUCCCCACUGUGGCCGGUGAAGACGACACAGAGGAGGCUAAGGCAGCAGCAGAAUGGUACACUAUGGUAUCACAAUACACCAAAAGACCAAUGCCCGAGAUGUGCGGCAGUGCUGUGGCAGAGCGGGUCAAAAGAGGGAUCGAGCCUUUCCUGCGAUGUGCUGCUCUCUUCUUUAACUGCCUUACAGGAGUGCACCCCCCCGAGGAGCUCUUUACAACUGCAGUUACAUCUCAAGGACAAUUGGAGCCCCUGUGCAGUUACCUGGCACUACCCCCCAAUGUGUUCCAGCUGUUUUAUGAGCACCGAGACACUGUUACACCACUGCUACAGAGGUGGAGUGAUAGCCCUGUUGUGUCCAAAGCUCUUAAAGGCAAACUGCACACAGUGAGAUAUCCAAGGAGAAGAAAUCGCUUGAUUGACUUGCCUGAGGAUUACAGUGCUCUCCUCAACCAAGCCAGCCAUUUUCAAUGUCCAAAGUCCACGGAUGAUGAGAGGAAGCACCCCACUCUGUGCCUGUGCUGUGGGGCCAUGCUGUGCUCCCUUAGCUCCUGCUGCUUGAGUCAGGUGGAUGGAGAGGAUGUGGGAGCAUGCACUGCCCACGCUGCCACCUGUGGGGCUGGGGUGGGCAUGUUUCUCAGAAUAAGAGAAUGUGAAAUAGUCCUGCGAGCCAGUAAGACGAGAGGAAGCACAUAUCCUGCUCCAUAUCUGGACGACUAUGGGGAGACUGAUCCUCACCUUGUGAGAGGCAACCCACUGCACCUGUGCCCGGAGCGCUACAGGAAGCUGAAGCAGCUGUGGCAGCAGCACUGUAUCCUGGAGGAGAUCGCCCGCAGCCUGGAGGUGGUGAACGUCAUGUUUGCUUUUGAGUGGCAGAUGUUGUGAUGAGUCGCACUGAUGUGGAGAGAGAGGAGUCCCACACAGCCAUAGAGCAGAGGCUGCUCCAGUGCUGCUGAGCACACACGCACUGAUGCACGUACACACCACCAAUCAACACCCCUGCUCCUGUCAGACAGGGCCUGGCGUCUGCUCCCCAUCUGCCCCAGAAGAGGUCCAGACAUCAGGCUGGACACAGGAGGAGGACCCAACAUUAAUGGAGGGUAACCGAAGUCGCCUUUUUAAAUAAAAGCUUUUCUGCAAUGAGGAGAGGUUUCUCCAAACAUCUUAUUAGCAAAGAGGCUUAUUGAAAUAAAGACUUGCAUUAUACACACCCAUCCUUAAGUUCCUCUUAUCUGAUCUCUGGUCUUUGGUGAUGCUGUGAAUCUCUUGCAUUGUCCUUCAUGUUUGAAAAUAUUAUUUGUCAUGUCAUAAGUUAAUUGAUGUUACAUUUUGAAAGAUUUAUUGCUGCUUUUGUCUGUUAUGGUUGGUUCAGAUUUUAGCAAUGGUAUACAUUGAUUCUAUUAUACAAACACUUAUAGCAAGCCAGGUAAACAUUUGGAAAUAUUUUUCAAGAGCUCCAGAUUUAAGUGCCAUUUUGGCUGAAAUCUUUACUGUAGCCACAUGGUUAUUAUUGGCCCUUGGAGACCAUGCUAAUGUAUUCUUCACAAGUUGAGACGUGCUUUACCACUCUGUGUCAUGACCAUGUAUUAUUGAAUAAGCACAUCAUUUUAUGAUCGGAACAUGGUGUAUGGGCGUAUUAACUCAAUUAUUAACUAAUCAUCUUCAUUUAUUCCAGUUCUGGUCAGUUUAUUUAUUUACUUAAAAAUCUGGUGAUACCACACACAUUUUUAUUUUGUCCAUGCAUUCUUAUUUUGUUUUUUUCCAUAAUUGAAACAUGUUAUGGCUUCCAGGCAACUGAAAAUAAUAAAGACCUAUACC